AUGGCCGCUCUCCCUUCUUUCAUUGAACUCAUGGCUUCUCUAGGCAUAGAUGAUGCUAAGCCAGAAACCCCAAGUAUAGUCAAGACUCGAGAUCGUUCUUCUUCAUGUUCUUCCUGUUCUUCAUUGGGGAGCUCUGCUGACGGUUGGAGCCCCAUCCGUUGUGCUCGUGACAUUGACUCAGAUAGGCGUCCAAGCGCCUCUCGUCGAGUCAGAGCAGUAAGAUAUUCACCGUACAUUUCAGCUAGUUCUACUGCUAGACAAAGCAGUGCUGUGUCGUUGACGCACAGCCAGAGUGAUCAAGAAGAUUCUAGCAGGUCUUCAUCACCAAAUCCUCCUUCGUCUCCUCGGCAUACACGACGGCCUUCACCUCUUCAUUUCUCCAAGAGAGAAAGGCCAUCCAUCACUCCUAUUUCAUCAUACGUUCGUCGCAAGACACCGCAAAACUCGCCUGUCGCCCUUACUUUCGCUCAACGGGAGUACGUCGAGAGACCAGAAGUUAUCACUCCACCAUCAUUGAUGCCGAUGUCAUUGCCCACUAUUCCCCCAAUCCCCCGUUAG
Messenger RNA from Suillus subaureus, 558 nucleotides. RefSeq lists its product as uncharacterized. Bases 1 to 558 code for a protein of 185 amino acids. The transcript has 3 exons. The record is from RefSeq and is a predicted model, not a curated record. Lineage: Eukaryota; Fungi; Basidiomycota; Agaricomycetes; Boletales; Suillaceae.